Molecule: messenger RNA, 3464 nt
Organism: Motacilla alba alba
Lineage: Eukaryota; Metazoa; Chordata; Aves; Passeriformes; Motacillidae
Gene: RASL10B
Product: RAS like family 10 member B
Exons: 4
Coding region: 181-768 (195 amino acids)
Molecular function (GO): GTPase activity; GTP binding
Source: RefSeq, a predicted model, not a curated record
CCGGGCUCGCCGCAUGGCUCCGCCGCCCGCCGGGGCGCCGCCGGCCCGGGCCGCCGCUGCCAGUGACGGGGAGCCCCGGAGGGGAAAUGCAUCCUGAAUGGGGCUGAGGCCCCCUGCUCGGGAAUAUGCAGCCUCGGCACCGCGGAGGCAGCACCAGGGCAGCGGCCGGAGCGCGGCGGGAUGGUGGCAACCUUCAAGAUCGCCGUGCUGGGAGCCCAGGGCGUGGGCAAGAGCGCCAUAGUCCGGCAGUUCCUGUACAACGAGUUCAGCGAGGUCUGCGUGCCCACCACGGCCCGCCGCGUCUACCUGCCCGCCGUGGUCAUGAACGGCCACGUGCACGACCUGCAGAUCAUGGACUUUCCCCCCAUCACCGCCUUCCCUGUCAACACCCUGCAGCUUCGAGUACAUCAAAACCAUCCGCCAGCAGAUCCUGGAAACGAGGGUCAUCGGCACCUCGGAGACGCCCAUCAUCAUCGUGGGCAACAAGCGGGACCUGCAGCGGGGCCGGGUGAUCCCGCGCUGGAACGUCUCCAACCUGGUGAAAAAGACGUGGAAGUGCGGCUACAUCGAGUGCUCGGCCAAGUACAACUGGCACAUCCUGCUGCUCUUCAGCGAGCUCCUCAAGAGCGUGGGCUGUGCCCGCUGCAAGCACGUCCACACCACCAUCCGCUUCCAGGGCGCGCUGCGCAGGAACCGCUGCACCAUCAUGUGAGCCCCUGCCCGGGACCAUCAUGUGAGCCCCUGCCCGGGACCCCGGGGCCACCCUAACCCGGGGAUGGUUCUGCUGCACCAUCAUGUGAGCCCCUGCCCCGGGACCAUCAUGUGAGCCCCUGCCCGGGACCCUGGGGCCACCCUAACCCGGGGAUGGUUCUGCUGCACCAUCAUGUGAGCCCCAGCCCCAAGGUCCCGGGGCCACCCUAACCCGGGGAUGGUUCUGCUGCACCAUCAUGUGAGCCCCCAGCCCCAAGGUCCCGGGGCUGCCCAAACUCGGGGAUGGUUCUGCUCCCCGGGCAGUGGGAGCUGUGCUGGAGGCACCUCCAGGGUUGCUGAGGUGACAUUUGGGGACAGGGCACCUUGUGCCGGGGGUGGCCAGGCUGCCUGGGGAUAGUGAGGGGUGAGGGAUGGCCCUGAGCUCUCUCCAAGCCUCCAGAGCUUGAGGCCAGAGCCAUCCCAGGGGGUGUACACUGCUUUGGAGGGUGGAGGAGGUACCACCUCUGGGGUGCCCUCAGAGGGUGCCCAGAUUUUGGCUGUCAGUUCAUCCUUGCCAGCUUCUGCCCUGGCAGCACAGGGGCAGUGGCUGGUGCUGCUCGCCUGCCAUGGCCUGCUGCUGGAAGGGAAUUUUCCAGCGCCUGCAUCCCGAUGUUCUGGGCCUGGUUCUGUCUCUGGGAAUUCUGCUUUUCUCCUUGUGGAGCUGGGAUUUCUCCCUGAGGAGGGCAGAGCAGCCAGGUGACAUGGGCUGUCUUUUGGCUCAGUCAGGUCAGAUUUCCAGGCGGAAUUUCUGGAUGAAAGCAAGAAAGGGGGGAAAAAAAAUAAAUCCCAAUCCUGCCCCUGACAUCCUCAGGAGCUGGGCUCUGCCUUCCCAGGGCUCUGAGCUCCCCUCUGCCCCAGCACAGCCCCAGCACAGGAAGGCUUCUCCUCCCCCCAGCCUGUGAACACCAAAUAAUCUGGGAACACCCCUUGCUGGGCAGGUCACCCCUCUGCUACCUCUCGUCCUGGGCUCAGCAGGUGACCAGCUUUGCACAGCCCCACCCCAGCCCUUGGGGUGUCCCGGGCAGGUGGGCAGCCCCUGUGCCCCCUGUGCCCCCUGUGCCCCCUGUGCCCCUGGCAGUGCCACCAGGUCUGACCCUGCCGGGUUUUCCCACAGGGAUGUUGCCUCAGCAGCAACAGGGAUCGGGAGCAGCACUUCCAGCUGCAUUCCUGGGGUUCUUUUUCUCUCUCGUAUGUCCCUAAUAGGAAAUUGAGCCCCCCCCACCUUUUUAUUUUUUAAUUAUUAUUUUUUAAUCUUCUGGUUUGUGUUUGCACCAGAGCUGCAGCUCACCUGCAGGGUGGGUUGGCAAAGUCAGCCCCUGUUAGGAAAUGAUGAUGGAGUGGUGAAGGGUGAGCAAGGGGCCAAGAGGAUCGUGGUUUCCCCAUGGCUGAUCCUUGUGAGACACAGGGAAACACCAUCCUCACCUGCAGGAUUUAUGUCUGAUCCAUCCUCCGGCAAAACCAUCUUGGUGAUUCCUGCUGUCACGAGGAGCUGGAGGGGUUCAGCACUGCUCUGGGCAGCAGAACAGGACACCCAGCCCCCUCUGCCACCACAGCCAGGUGUCCAUGGCCCAGCAGCUCCACUGUGCUCGUGGAAUUGCUUCCCAUUAAAGGCAGCUCCAGCUGAGCUCCAGUGCCUCUCACUGCCCCACCCCUGUGCCAGGGCUGCGGGUACAUCCUGCUCCUCCCUCCCUGCUUGGGGAAUCAAACUCCUUGCUCCAAAAAUAAAAGGGAAAAAUGCGUAAAGGCAAUGGGGGGACACGGGCCCAUCUCAGCCAGGAAGGGCAGUGGCACUUGUCACCAUCCCUCGCCUUCAUGGCAAACCUGGCUCCCCUGUCCGAGCUCAUCCUGUCAGGAUAUUAACACGUGUAAGUCCAUUUAUCAAUCUCUGGCUAGAGCUUUAUCCCUCCAAAUUGUCUGAGAAGGAAAUUCCUUGGUAAAUGCUAAUAAGAAAGCAUUUAUGAAGUGCUCCGACACACACAUAUCAACGACUAAGCCAAUACAUUGUUUGUUAUAACCCUGUAGCCUGCAGUUUAUAGCACAAUUAGUUACAGGUUUUUAUAGCAUCUAUUUAGUAUUUUGAAGAAAAAAAAGAAAAAGGUUAUAAAUAUAAUUGUUAUAUUCUAUUGUACUUUAUAGACAGAGGAAGUUAUAUUAGUAAUAAUAACAACUCUCACUGCUUCGACAGCAUUUCCCAGCUCCCGGGAAAACGAGGGCUACAAAGAGCUACUUUCCCCAGAGCCCAGGAGGGGUAGGUGGUGCUGGUGGCACCCUGGGGCAGGCAGGGAAUCCCAGGCAGGAAGAUCCGAGGUGUCCAGGCGCAGGGAUUGGAGCAUGGCAGCAGCCACGAGCGCCCCGCGGCCCUACUCACACCUUACUACAGAUUUACCACUCACCCAACACCACCCUGCUCCUGCUGAGAGCAACCUGGGCCUGGCACAGGCUGGCAUGUCCCCACUGCUGUGCCCAGGGCAGUGCCAGGUCUCUGCCCCCGUGCUCAUGGAGGUGAUGCCUGGGUUCGGUUCGGUUUGGCCCCACAAGGAUGCUUCCCUCUCCCUCUCCUCCUCCUCCUGCCCCACUGAGCAUCCCAGUUGCCUGGACUUGGCUUCCCUUUCCCCCCUGGACUCCUUGUCGGAGAUUCCCGAGGUGUCUACGCCGCCUGUGACACCCUGCACCUCCUUCUUUGAAAUGGAAUUAAAAAUCAGGUCUGUCCCCUU